Caenorhabditis auriculariae is the source of this 2412-nucleotide messenger RNA. The record is from the annotation of a GenBank genome assembly. Lineage: Eukaryota; Metazoa; Nematoda; Chromadorea; Rhabditida; Rhabditidae.
AUGUGCGUCGUGCGGUCCAUUAGAAGUCGUGAGUCUGAGGCGGCUCCCACCGCACGGUUUUUCUUUUUCUUAUAUUAAUUCUGUUCAAAGUUGUUCCAAAGAGAUGCCUAAAAUUUCAGUAGCACAGCCUCGCGAGAAACACUAACCCAGAAAACAACUGAACUCAUUUCCGCGGCAACCACCCGUACCUGUGAAGGAGGAGACCAUCAUCACCGAAAAAGCGGAGACUUCAUCCCAAGAAUCGUCUGGCUUCCUCUCUUUCAUCUUCUACGUAAGUUUUGUCUGGACGAUUUCCGGAGCGCAGUCUUCGCAGUGCUCGGUGCAUGUUUGGGUGCUGCCGCGGUGGGUCUCGCAGUCGCAUCUCGGCGGUCGUCGCGAACUCUCUUCCGCCUGUACUCUCAUCGCUCUCCAGGUGUCCAGAGACCUCCAGAGGUUCCUUUUUCAAGUACAAAAGUUUUUAACGAAAAAAUAGCAAAGGGUAGACCUCGAAUAUCAAGCUUUACCAAUAUCUAAAUCACUUUAAAAGGAAUAGUUAGAUUUGAAGAAAAAUGAUUCAAAUGUUCUAUUCUUCCCUUUUUUUGUACGUAAAAAGGAGAACUGCCAAGAAAAAUUUUUCUUGGCAGUUCUCCUUUUCACGUACAAAUUUGAACCAGAUGGACAUUUCAAAAUCAAUCAAAAAAAUAGAAGAAUAUCCUGAAAGUCUCAGCAUGCACAAGUUCGUGUUUUUCAAUAACAUUUUUCAUCCAAUAAGAGAAGCUAAGCCAAUUUCGAAAGAAAGUCUAAGGUUUUAGUAAAUUGACCAUUUUGUGAACUUUGAUACUUUUAAAUGAAAAAAGACUAUUUCGCUUCAAUCUGUAUUUAUAUUUUCGAGCUAUGAAAUCUUGAAAAAAUUUUGAGAGUUUCAAAUUUUUUAUAGAUUAAUUCAAAACAAGGCUUCUAUGACAAGUAGCCUCGAUGCUUUUUGUAAAAAAAAGGAAUCGUGUUUUCUAUAUUAGCCGCGUUUUCAGAAUCCGUUAUCGCCUGCCUACUCUUGCGUCAUCUUUAGAGAAGGUCUUCAGAAUCGCUGACACUCUGUAUUGGCUGUUUUUACAGGGUAUAGAACUACCGGAAAAGCUGCUGCGAGCCCUGACUGACGCCAUCGUUGAUGCCAACGAGACUCACGGUGAACAGAUGCAGAUGAGAAAGUGAGCGGCUCCGAAGAUACUGAAUCUUGUGCGUCACAUUUCAGAGCGAAGUUUUUCAGUCGCAAGGAGGACACUUUUACCAUUCCUGAUGUAACGUUGUAUUGUUUCCAAAAUGAUUUACAUCUGAAACUAAGGCCCUGAACGUUCAUUGUCCCGAAAUGACCGAAAUUGACUACAAGACCUACUCAGGCGGCGCCAUGUCCGAAGUCCUCGCAUUUGCGAUUCGCUGUGCAGUUGAAAAGUUUUUUUUAGAAUCGAUUUCUUGGUUCUUUAUUUAAAGCUGUUAGUUGAUUUUAUUUUUGAUUUUGAAAAAGUUCUUACAGAGGAGGUUUGAAGUGUGAAUUGAAUAUUUAUAUGGGCUUUUUCGAAGGCUCCCUGAAAGGCUAGACUAGGAUAGCAACUAACAGCGCAAAAGGGUCAUGAUACGAUGAUAAUCGAGAAUUUAGAAAAAUCAGAUUUCCGAAAUUACAAGUUUGCGCGGGCAGCGACUAGGACAGAGCUUCCUUCAGAGUGUGUUUGAGCACGUUUAUAUCCAAACUUCGUCCUGGAUUUUCUUUCUUUUUUCUGCUAUUUUCUUUCAAAAAAGCUCGCUUGGAAAAAAAAACAUGGAAAGAAAUGUUUGAAAUGAGAACCUUGCGAGCCGGACGUUUCUAGGAUCACUAGAAGUGCUCAGAAACGUCCGGCGUUACCGAGGUUCGAGUGUUUCCAUGGAGCUGUUUGACCUGCUUGCAGCUGCGGACAGAAGUUGAACAGACGACUCGUCUGCAUGGUGAUCAUCUCCAUGCAGAGGGCCAUCUGCUGCGUCGUCGACCGCGCCGCCAACUCGGUCUGCGUCGUCGACAGCCACUUCCACUACAAGGCCUCUAGCGGUGCCUUGAGCCCCUCCGAAUUCAGAAAUCCAUAUCUUCUCAGGGGCCAUGAUCUUGUCGGCGAACCUGAACAAGCUGGAGAGUCUGACGACCGUCGUCGAGAAGCUCAUUUUCCCUGAAAUCGGAACUUCUUAUCGCGGGCCUAUGGUUUGAUUUAUCAUUAACACACUUUGCAUUUCUUUCUUUUCGCAGUUCUUCGAAAUUUCCUGUGUCGUCACUCCAACUGCUGAGGAUCCGAAACCAGCGAAAAUGAGGGGAAAAGUUUGUAACUCAUCUGUUUUUGAAAAGAAAAUCUUUUUCAGAUCUUCAAGUCCUACAAGGCUCUGAACUACGAUAGCGGCUACGAGUCCAGCGACUGA